AUGUCAGCAACACUUGAUAUUAAACCAUUGGUAAGUUCACAUUAUGCAACUGAACAACCCUAUAUGGAAGUUCAACUUCAUGAAUGUAUUAUAUAUUGUAUUGAAUUGACUCCAGAUAUGUUUCAAAGUGUGGAAGAAUUGAAUGGGAAAAUUCAACUGAUUGAAAUUUUGGAGUCAAUAAAAGAACUGAUGUCUCAGUUGGUGAUAGUGAAGCCAGGGACUGCUAUUGGUUGUUAUCUGUAUCAUUCUGGUAGAGAUACAGAUGGUACUGGUAUAUACGAGUUGCUCCCAUUACGAAAUAUAAACAUUGGAUCUAUGAAGAAAUUGAAUGAUCUAUUAUAUGACUUCGAAAACGGUUCGGACCCUGCGACUUACUUCAAGUAUAAUUCAAAAAAUACGGUAACACUUGAAACUCUAUUCAUGUACAUACAAGAAAAAUGUGGCGUAACAAACCCAAAUAAAAACAAAUACGAAGCUAAAUCUGUUUUUUUAUUUACAAGUAGAGAUUCUCCAAGUGAAAUAAAUGAUACAGAAACAGUGCAGAGAUUGAAAAGAAUCGUCGAUGAUAUGACUGAAAAUUUUAUUAAUUUCGUGCCAUUUUUUAUAACUGCUAAGAGCAUUCCAUUUAAAACAGAAUUUUAUAACGAUGUAUUACGUUUUAAUUCCAGAGCUUGGUCGAACAAAUCAAAAUUUUGGAAAGUGAACUUCGAGCCAAUUACGGCGUCUUCAAUCAAAAUGAGAGUACGCCAUAGAAAGGAGUUGAAGAGAAUUUUAUUUACAUGUCCUUUAAUUCUUAAUGAAAAGAAAAAAUUUGUGGUGGGCAUAAGAGGUUAUAAUAUUCUAAGUCAUGAAAAACCAGGGGCACGUUAUAAAUUAGCAUACGAGAAAGAAGACGUUAGAUAUGAGGCUUUCUCUCGUAGAAAAUAUUUGGAUCCUAUCACGGGCACAGUAGAGGAUAAGGAUAAUCUGCGUAAAAUUUAUUCAAUUGGAGAUCUCAAUCUUGAUAUACCGGAUGACAAAAUAUUAAACCUGGGAGAAGAUGUGGAGGAAUAUGCUUCAUUCCUGAAACUUAUUUGUUUCAGACCAUCAUCUCUCUGCAUCAAGUUUUAUAAUAAUAUUGAUAAAACUAUGUUUAUUACGUCCGAUGAUAGGAGUUACGAAGGAUCAUUUGAAACUUUAUCAUCUCUCUUUAGAACAAUGAAAGAAAAGGAUAAAUGUUUGAUUGCUUGGGGUAAUAUCAAAAGUAAUUCGAAUCCAGCACUUUAUGUGAUGUCACCAUCCUAUGAUCCAGGUUUAUAUGGUGGAUUCUUCCUCUGGAAGAUACCUUUCGUGGAUGAGAUCAGAAAGUUCCCACCUCUAGCUACUUAUAAAAACAUCGAGCAAUCAACAGAUUAUAAAAAUUUUUGCAGGAUUACAGAGAACAUAAUAAGCUUCCUCACCUUGAAAAAAGGAUAUGACCCAGUUGACUAUAAAAAUCCCGGACUUCAAAAACAUUUUAAAGUUUUAAGAGAUUACAUUUUACAAACGCCAGCCCCUGAUACAAGUGAUAUUACUUUGACAGAAGAGGACGAUACUCUUCGGAAAAUUAUCAAUGUGAGGGAAAAUAUUCUUGCAUCAGCUUCUUCUGAAGACCCCCAACUUCAGAGGUUACAUAAAUAUGUCAACGUAUGGAAUGUUCUCUAUUCAAAAAUUGCUGAUGAGGAAAACUUAGGUGUGGGGGUUGUUAGAAAAUCAUCAAAGAAAACCAAACCGACUUUGAAUUUAUGA
Molecule: messenger RNA, 1767 nt
Organism: Maudiozyma saulgeensis
Lineage: Eukaryota; Fungi; Ascomycota; Saccharomycetes; Saccharomycetales; Saccharomycetaceae
Source: the annotation of a GenBank genome assembly